Molecule: messenger RNA, 3502 nt
Organism: Gymnodraco acuticeps
Lineage: Eukaryota; Metazoa; Chordata; Actinopteri; Perciformes; Bathydraconidae
Gene: bicdl2l
Product: bicaudal-D-related protein 2-like
Exons: 7
Coding region: 1589-3154 (521 amino acids)
Biological process (GO): vesicle transport along microtubule; Golgi to secretory granule transport
Source: RefSeq, a predicted model, not a curated record
AACGUUUGUUGUUGAUCUUAAACCUUAAAUUCAACUUGCAUGUGAAUAAAAGUAAUAAUAUCCUCCUGGGCUACGGGGAAACAAAGACCAAGUAUUCAGUUAUAAAAUGGGACGUGUUGAUAUGUCACUGCCUCGUCUCUGCUGAUGAAUCACAAUAUUUGUAUUUUUGUAUUUAUAUUUGUGCACUUACGAGGAAUUUGAUUCUUCUUUUUAUUUGUUGCAUCGCCCUCAAUGUACCUACACAGAAAUAGACGCAACUAGACACCAGCUGAACAAAUAAAGGCAAUAAUAGACAGAAUGAAUAGAUGGGUGUGAAAUGAAAUAUCUAUAUACAAGUCCAUUGCUAAGGAAACAAACAAGGAUAGAAGGAUGAUUUAUUGUCAUGUAACAACACAGGGUUUGGAAACUCAAAGCAGUUCUAUCAUUCUGCUACAUAAGAAAACCAAAAAACAAAUUGCUAUAUUCUUGAUGGAGCUUGGAGGAGUGUCACAGCUUGAGGAGAGAAGCUGCUCGGUAGUCUGGUCCUACUUCUGCUUCUCUUGCCAGACUGCAGCAGGAUGGUUAUUGUCCUUAAUAUCCUUUGGGCUUUUUCGCAGGAACCUUUUCACCCUAAUAUCGCUGAAGCUCGGUGGAUGAGCACCAAUGACAGACGGGCAGUUCUGAUCACUCCCUGCAGAGCCCUCCUGUCCCAAGCACACCCCAUGCCAGUUUGUAUAGUUUCUGGUCAGGAUGCUUUCUAUUGAUACUCCGUUAAAGUGAAGAAUUUUACCUAAAAUAUUCUGCCAACUUUGUCAGGUUGUUUUGAUGAUUCCCAGAAACUUAAAUCUGUUCAAUAAUAAUACAAAUAAUAAUACAUUACAUUUAUAAAGUGCUUUUCCUGGUGCUCAAAGCGCUUACAAUAGCUUCAUGUCAGCUCCAUAAAUGUAAAUAGGCUUGUGCUUUCAAGUUGACAAGUAUCUUCUUGGUUUUGCAUUGUUGUUGAAGUAGGUUGGUCUCUGAGUAUACUUUAUUAUAUUUUGUAUUUUCUUUUCUCAUUAUGACGUCUCGUCUAUUUUUGCAUUCCGGCCAAUCAGUGUUCUGUAAAUUGUUAACUGUACAAGUAGUGCAGAGUAAUACAACUAUAUACAGUAAUGGAUAUACAACAUGUACAAUUUAUAUUGACAGUGACAGAUGAUCUACAUGUUAAAAAAAAUAUAUAUAUGCAUGCUGGAUAUGUGUCACCAAAAAGUACCCUCUUAACUCAACAGGAAGGAAGGACUAAUGGUGGUUUCCCCGAAUAAUUUCAACAGAAAAAAUAAUUCAGUGACUAAGAGAAGGAAGAAAAAAAUGUAAGAUAGAGAUUCAAUAUCCUUUACUAUCUCCAACCCUCUGCUCUGUAUUUGCGUUGCUUAAUAAAACAACGGUUUGAAUCAGGUAUCCUGCGUCAGGCCUUAAUAAUCUGAGUGGAUAAAAAGGAUCAAAAGACCUCCUCUAUUUGUUCUCUAUGCAGCUAUGGUAUGUUUGAACGUCAUGUGUUUGUAUAACCACUGAGAAGGAGCAAGAAACACACACGGCCGCCUGAAGCCACAUCCUCCAGUGACAUCACAUCAUGUCAUGGCAAGAGACACACACCAUUCAGGAAAAACUGCAGACCAUGAACCAUGCUCAGCCUUUCUCAGUCCUGAACGAGCGGCUGAGGCCUUCUUCUAACACCAGCACUCAGCUCUACUCCUCGCUGAACAGAAUGGAGGACAGACAGAUGGGCUCGCUCAGCCGCAGAAACCCAUUUUACCGACCCACAGUCGUGCCAACAGAACCAAAAGCCUCCUUGAUCCAAACAGAACCAAAAGCCUCCUUGAUCCAAACAGAACCAAAAGCCUCCUUGAUCCAAACAGAACCAGUAGCCUCCUUGAUCCAAACAGAACCAAAAGCCUCCUUGAUCCAAACAGAACCAAAAGCCUCCUUGAUCCAAACAGAACCAGAAGCCUCCUUGACCCAAACAGAACCAGAAGACCCGGAGGAGCCUGAAAGCACCUCAGAGGACGGAGAUCAGGUCUCUGAUGAAGGGACUUUUGCAGACGUGUUGAAAAACUCCUUCCUUAUCAAUGAGUUAAACUUAUCAGAUUUUGGAGAAGAUGAACCGGGUGAUGAGGACAGAAGCGCCUCCUCUUUUGAGAAGGAAGACCAACCAGGGGAGCUGAACUCAGAGGGGACCGGGGACUCAGAGUCAGUGUCCUUGGACGAUGAAGGCAGGAGACCUUUUCAGAGCAGCUACAUAAAUGGAGCUUUACCAGACCUGAUCAACGGUGGCAGGCCGCUCAACAGGCGCCGGACACUGGGACACGUCUCAGACACGCUAAAAGAAGUGCGAAGAGAGGUGGAGCUGUCCCGGAGAAGAAGUAUCAAGCUGAAGGCGCAGGUGGACAAACUCCAGGAGAGCAGAGAGGGGCCGGGAUGGAGCCAGCACAGAGAGAAGGUCACAGAGGAGGUUCAGUCAAUCCUGAAGCUGCUGCGUCAGCUCACAGAGUCCGAGUCCAGCCCACCUGAACCCCCCCGUGGGACAAACCGUCUAGAUGCUUCUCUGGCCCAGCUGCAGACAGUAGCCUGCAAACUGGCAUUGAGCCACAACAAACAGUUCAAAUCUGGAAAUGGAAAAGGAUCAGAGGAAAGCGCUAUCCUGCAGCAGGCGUUACGGGACAGAGACGACGCCAUAGAGAAGAAAAAGGCGAUGGAGGCCGAGCUGCUGCGAAGUAAAACGGACUUGAUGUUGCUGAACAACCAGCUGCUGGAGGCCGUGCAGAAACGCCUGGAGCAGUCACUGGAGCUCGAGAACUGGAAGGAGGACGUCCAGCAGAUGCUCCACCAGCAGCUGCAGGCCCAGCAGCAGGCGGAGGCCCAGAAGAAGCCCUCCCGCCUGGGCAUCCUGAGGAGGAGCAACAAACCACCCAUCCAGCGGCCGAACAACUUCCCCAUGUCUACGCCCGUCCCUCCCACAACCAACUCCAAACAAAUCUUCGUCCCCAGAUCUGGCGUUUCCACGGCUCCCAGCACGCCGCCCCCCCUACGCCACUGGAUGGACAAGCUGAGGAGGCCGAAGAGCAGCCGCCAUGAGCCGGACGCAGUGGAGCCGCAGCCCGAGGGCGACAAAGGUUUCCAGGUUGUUUCACUUGAUUAAAACAGGGAUGACUUUCUACUGUACUUUCAUUCUGAUGCUCAAAAUGUGUGGCUUAUCAUCACUGUUGUAUGAAAACAUGCUUUGGAUCUUUGAGUCAUGUAUGUAUAAAAUGUAAAUGUGAUCAUAAACGAGCCAUGUCAUUGAUAAUAUUGUAACACUUAAAUGCUUUACUCUUAAUUUCCUGAAUAUCCUUGUUAUUUUGUAAAUACAUCUAUUUCUUAAGCAAAGGCUCCUCCAAACCUGCUGCCGAGUCAAACUGCAGUUUAUUUGCCACCUCAUCACUUUAAAUGCUGCAUUGUCUGCACUUUAGCUAGUUGCAUUUUCAAGAUUAAAGGAAAAAAAGAAACA